Molecule: messenger RNA, 3856 nt
Organism: Coregonus clupeaformis (lake whitefish)
Lineage: Eukaryota; Metazoa; Chordata; Actinopteri; Salmoniformes; Salmonidae
Product: aryl hydrocarbon receptor nuclear translocator-like protein 1
Exons: 17
Coding region: 461-2233 (590 amino acids)
Biological process (GO): regulation of transcription by RNA polymerase II
Cellular component (GO): aryl hydrocarbon receptor complex; nucleus; cytoplasm
Molecular function (GO): RNA polymerase II cis-regulatory region sequence-specific DNA binding; DNA-binding transcription factor activity, RNA polymerase II-specific; protein dimerization activity
Source: RefSeq, a predicted model, not a curated record
AAAGUCGUUCGGAAACUCGUAAGAUGAGCUCCACGUUUCCCAUUUGGAAUGUAUCAGAAUCAACCAAUAGGAACCUCUAAGCAAAAAUCGUACCCAUAUUUUCACUCGGAGGUUCUGAUCUUUCCGAGUUGUCUUGAAAGCAUCACGUGUGAGUUCUAGUCUAUGAGGUAAUAAUAGCCUAUUGCAGUCGAUGCUAUGUGCCGGGAGGAAUUGAGGGGAGCUGUUUCCAUGUCUUUCGCUUUGAAAACAAUUGUGGUUCUACCCAAAAAUGUAGGUCAGUAGAUCACUGGAGCAAACGCACACUCGAGGAAGUCCUGGGAUGCGCUCGUGAGAGUUUAAUAAUUUGGGGCAUAUUUGUGGCAUUCUACCAUUUAAUUUAACAGGACCUUUACCCAUAGGAGAAAACAAUAGCCUUCCUGUCUCUCGGCCUGACGUCAUAACCCCACGCCUGGCAGGAGCCAUGCCUCAUGUCAUAACCCCACACCUGGCAGGAGCCAUGCCAAUCCAAGAGCUGCCUAGGAAACGGAAGGGGGAUCUAGACAACAGGGAAAAUGGUGAUGCUCAAAUGGAGGAGGAACAGAGCAGAUCGGAAGACGAUGAUCAGCAGGUCAAAAUGAAAUGCUUCAGGGAGCCACACAGCCAAAUUGAAAAGCGGAGGAGGGACAAAAUGAACACCCUUAUCGACGAGUUGUCAGGGAUAAUUCCCUCCUGUAACCCCAUGGCCAGAAAGCUUGACAAACUCACGGUGCUGCGAAUGGCUGUGCAGCACCUCAAAGCCCUGAAAGCAGGUGCCAGCAGCUCCUUUACUGACGUUAACUACAAACGCAAGCCUUCGUUUCUGCCUCAGGAUGAUCUCAAGCACCUGGUGCUCACGGCUGCAGAUGGGUUCCUGUUCGUGGUGAGUUGCGACAGGGGGAAGAUCCUCUUUACCUCAGAAUCCGUCUCCAAGUUCCUCAACUACAGUCGGUUGGAACUAAUUGGACAGAGUCUUUUUGAUUAUGUCCACCCAAAGGACAUUAGUAAAGUGAAAGAGCAGCUGUCAGCCUCAGGAUUAUACCCUCGCGAACGGCUCAUAGAUGCCAAAACAGGGUUACAGGUCCAGGACCUUCCUGUGGGAGCAGUUCAACUGUGUACAGGGGCACGGCGCUCCUUCUUCUGCCGCAUGAAGCACAGCAGAACAGUUAUGAAGACAGAAGACAAAACCAUCCAGCCCAGCAGCUCCAAGAAAAAGGAGUCUCAACGAUACUGCACUGUCCAUUGCACUGGUUACAUGCGGAGUUGGCCCUCCACCCAGCUGGAUGCUGAGAGCGACGAUAACGAGUCCUCCCAUCUGUCCUGCCUGGUCGCUGUGUGCCGCAUUCACCCUAACAAUGCCUGUCAGCCCUCACGAGAGGUCAAGGUCAAACCCACCCAGUUUGUCACUCGCUUUUCAAUUGACGGCAAGUUCACCUUCGUGGACCAACAAGCCACUACUGUUCUGGGCUACUUGCCACAGGAACUACUGGGGACGUCGUGUUAUGAGUACUUCCACCAGGACGACCUGCAACAACUUGCAGAGACACACAGGAAAGUUCUCCGCAGUAAAGAGAAGAUUGAGACCAGCUGCUACAAGUUCAAAACAAAACAUGGCUCCUUUGUCAUGCUUCAAAGUCAGUGGUUUAGUUUUAUAAACCCGUGGACCAAAGAAGUGGAGUUUAUUGUGUCAACCAACCAAGUUUUGGGACCCGGUCACACAGAAGCUGAACAGCCGAGCAGCUCCAAGCUGUUGGAGGAAGAUGGCAAACGUACCAUACUUAUCCCUGGCAUCUCCAGUGGCAUGGCCACUAUGAUCUACGCUGGUAGCAUAGGGACCCAGAUAGCAAACGAGCUCUUGGACUCCAACAGGGUCAACUGUUCUCCAUCCAGUGGAAACUCCAGUCCCUUCUGUCCACCUCAGGACAGGUCUCCAAAGGUCUCCUCUCAUGCCAAUAUGCCAAAUGAGGAGGUGACUGACUCAGAUACAGUGAGCAAGUCUGGAUCAGAGUCUGCUUCAAAGGGGGCCACAUACGCUGGCAGCGACACACAUAUGGACACAGGAGAGAGCUCCCAGAUGGACCUGGACAGCAUGGUGGGACCAGGCCUCGGUACCCUGAGCAAUGAUGAGGCCGCCAUGGCCGUCAUCAUGAGCCUGCUGGAGACUGAUGCCAACCUGGGGGACGCAGUAGACUUUGACAACAUGCACUGGUCUCACUAGCAGAGAUUCAAAUGCCAUCAAUUCAGGAGAAGAAUUGAGAUUCCAAUUCAAGAAUUGAAAAAUGAUAUUUAUUCUUACGUACAUUACUUCAUUUAUUUAUUUAAGCAUUUUCAAAGAGGAUUUCAUUGAAUUCCUGAAUUGGGAUUUCAAUUCACUCCCAGAAUUGAAAUGGAAUUGACCCCCAACACCAUCAGUCCUAAACUCUGUAGUUUAUGGUUAGACAAGCUCCAUCCAGGGACUAUAUUUUUGUGUGCUCCGCUAUCAAGGAAACAGAUUUAUGUGCUUCUGAGGGACUUCUACGGCUCGGCUCUCUGUUCAUGUUUCAGGAAGAGAUAUCCAGCCUGGGCUAAAACCAGCAAACUCUUUGGUGGCUUACACAGCUGUUUCAAUUUUGGUGUGGAUUUUUUUGAUAAAUUUUUCAAUGUAACUGAAUGUGUACUAAAACCACCCUAGUUUGCCUAUAUCUGGGGAGUCACAGAUCGAUAGCAGUUUGGUACUCAUGGGGUUCCCGCCGGUGUGAAAUUGAUCAACUCAAAUUCAAGGGAGUAGACGGCGGCAUAUGUUAAUCCAUUUCAAAGUAUAUGAACUCUGAACACUGAUCACUUGUGUGAAUAACUUCAAAUGAACCAUUGCAGCUGUGUCUUCACUCAAAUUGUCAUCGUCUAUUAUUACAAAGUUAGAUUGUAUAUUGUUCUGUCUUUUUGCUCUGCGUUGUAGGCUUUUGUAUAGGUGAAUCAAUAUUGCUGCCAUGUCUAUUGCAUAGACAGCAGCAUAACUUUUUCUGAAGUCACACAGAGGUAGAGCUGCUUCUCUUGAAAUGUUUUUAUUUACACUGAAACAGAACACCCUGAAGGUGCACCUGCAGGGAUGUAAUGGAGGCUAAAUGCACAAACACCUUUUUAUUGUGCGAAAAGCAUUUACGCAUUUAUUACGCAACGUCUGCGUUGUUAGCAAUAGCGUAUGCAUUGCCUAUCCUAGAGGACCACAAUGGAAAUAAGCUCUCAGGCUUUAUUGUGUUUUGUCCUCAAUGGUUUUAAAUGUAAUUUAUAAUGAUACAUUUAAAUACUCACUGCCCGUCAUCACGACCAGCGUUCAGCGCUUACCCACUUUAAUCCUUUAAACCCUACAUCUUAGUGUGUUUGAAAUGUGGAGAUGUGAAACUAAUCCAGACAAGGAAAAUUGCUUGCAAACAACCUUUUGAUCCUCGCUUUAGCAAACUAUUGUGAAAGCCUCUUUAGAACCAAUCUCAAUACCAUGUCUGCUUUUGCUAUGAACAGAGCAUUACUUUCUCUCUGUGUGAAGUUUGCACAGUCUCUUGCUGGAAUUCAAUCUAAAUGCACUGUACAUUUAGUUCUGCAAUUGUGAUUACCACUUGAGGGACAAAAAGGAGAAAUAUCAGUGAAUCCGUAAAGACUUGAAUUGUAAUGCCUGUGUGCACUCCUGCAGUGUUGAUUUUAAUUAAAUGUUUUGGGUGAGGGAAGAUCAUGGCUUCAUGUGCAUAGAAUCAAGUAAUCUGGUACAGAAAAGCAAAUUAAUAGGCUGCAUGUCAAACUUUGAUAUUCUUUGGCUCUGACCAAUGCAUCCACGCAAUACAAUUAAACAUUAAAAACAAAUCUGAACCCA